Molecule: messenger RNA, 2060 nt
Organism: Hyla sarda
Lineage: Eukaryota; Metazoa; Chordata; Amphibia; Anura; Hylidae
Gene: FGF3
Product: fibroblast growth factor 3
Exons: 3
Coding region: 292-1002 (236 amino acids)
Biological process (GO): fibroblast growth factor receptor signaling pathway; positive regulation of gene expression; animal organ morphogenesis
Cellular component (GO): cytoplasm
Molecular function (GO): fibroblast growth factor receptor binding; growth factor activity
Source: RefSeq, a predicted model, not a curated record
UUGAGCACCACUAUUUCUUGUAAACUCGUAAAAAUUUAGAAGGCAUCACUUGGGAGAUGGUUAAAGCCUGAGCGCUGCUACUAAUCCGUGAACCUGUGGCCUUCCAUGACAUCUAUUUACUUAGAAGAUCAAGACGAGACAGAUAAAAGGUCAGAUAGCACUUCCAAUGUCUCAGGCAUCACGGUAGUGGGACUUGCUACUUAGAGGGCUGCUAGACAAGACUUCUUUAAUGGGACCCCUUGUGACAUUUGCCUCCAGCCUUCCAGCCUUCAGUAUUUCGGCCAUGCCACAAUGGUUAUAAUCUGGAUCUUGUUGCUCAGUUGUUUCGAUCUUGGUCGGCAGGUAUCCUGGGCUGAGGGUUUGUCCGCUACUGCUAAAGUGCCUUGUGUCGAAGGCAAACUGUGCGACCCCAGGCUGAGGAGAGAUGCGGGAGGACGCGGUGGGGUUUACGAACACCUCGGAGGAGCGCCUCGACACCGGAAGCUUUAUUGUGCCACCAAGUAUCACCUGCAGAUACAUCUGAAUGGCAAAAUCAACGGAACGCUCGAGAAGAACAGCGUCUUCAGUAUUCUAGAAAUAACCGCGGUGGAUGUGGGAAUUGUCGCCAUCAAAGGACUGUUCUCUGGGAGAUACCUGGCUAUGAACAAAAGAGGGAGACUUUACGCCUCAGAGACCUACAACCCCGAAUGCGAGUUUGUAGAGAGGAUCCAUGAACUUGGAUAUAACACAUAUGCGUCUAGAUUACACAGGACAGUUCCAAAUGGAGCUGGGACAAAACGCAAGGCCAGUGCGGAAAGACUCUGGUAUUUGUCUAUCAACGGCAAAGGACGACCCAGAAGAGGUUUUAAGACACGGAGGACUCAGAAAUCCUCCCUUUUCCUACCAAGAGUACUGGACAACAAAGACCAUGAUGCUGUGAGGCUAUUUCACACAAACGUAAAGCAUCGAGAAAGUAUUCCAAAGUCACAAAAAAACAAUGGCAGAAGGAGAAGAGGUCAUUGAGUAGACUGGCGUAAUGAAGGAAAGCCUUCCUGAUCUUGUGCGUCCAAGGAUUGUAUAUUUGCAAACAUCGACAGCUGUUACAUUUUAUAGAGCCUAUAAAGGAUUACCUCACUCUUAGGACUAUGUGUUCAAAGGGUCUAUUCAUAGUACAUGGAUACUUAAUAAUUUAUUCUCGUGUCUGCUAACGUGGUGGACCCACUAGUGGUCAUUGGCCAGUCAAUCUUGAUACUGGUUACAGAUUGCACUAGCCUGUGCCUAUUAUGCCUUUAUAUGUGACUGUAUUCUAGGUUCAUCCAGGUGAAGGACCAAUAUUGAGCUCAUAAAUUUGUACCUGCAACCUGGUCCCUUUAGGGGCUUCAAUACCAUAAUUCAAUACAAGAUUUAGUGAACCUUUAUUCUGAAGGUGUAUCCAUACUGUUCUAUACUAUACUACAUACAUGGCGUCGGGGACCACUAUAGACAACUUUUGUAAAAUGUCCCUAGUAGUUUCCUCCUCGCACCCCCCCAACAAGGUCUUAGGAUCUUCCAAGAACAAGCAAUUGAAUUCAUGACCCACCACUGCUGUAGAGCUUGGGUACCAACAUUUCUGACCUGGCGCCAUUGUAGACAAUUUCUUUACAAUAAGUCAAAAGCGAUAGUGAAGUGUAAGUGUAAAGUGAGGGAUGAUGGUAUAUACUGUAUACAUUCUAGGAACAUCAGAAGCCACUAAGCCCUAGGGUAUUGACACCUCAAUGCUUAACCAAGCCAAAUGUUCUUUUUAAAUUGUCUCAACCCAUAAAUGUCUUCCUUCACAAUGGCUGAGGGACAUGUAUCUCUGGAUGUGUUACUCUUAAUUACUUUUCUUUUCAUCUGUAUUUUCCUGAUUCGGCCCUUGAUAUCAGGACAUCACCCCCUGGACAGUCGUUCGGUCUACCUCACAUUCCAUUAGAAGACUGUAUCGGUUUAUUGUUCGCAGGUCCAAUUAUGCUACAACUACAAGGGUUAUUUCCUGUAAGUCACUAACAUUAGAUAUUGGAAACGAAGGGUUGUACAGGAGGGCAAAUAUUAAAAUAUAUUUA